CGUUGUUUGUAUUUUUCAUCAAAAGAGCAAAAUAGAAAAAUAAUUAAAAAAAAGAUAAUAUUUUAUACAAUUGGCAAAAUGUAGUUUAUAUUUACAAAAACUUUAAUUAAGCAUAAUUUUUUUACUAAAUUUGUUAAAAAUAAAUUAAAAAACUAUUUUCACAAUCAUGGCCAUGCUGUGGAUGGAAACCUACUUUUUGUACUGUUCUGUGCGUUUAGGUGUUAUGGCCAUUUCUAUUUUGGCAUUCAUUUCUCUUUUCAUACCAUCAAUAUUAUUCUUUGUCAUGGGCGCAGCAGUAUUGGAACCAAUUUUAAAACUUUUUACCGACGAUGAACACUUUAGUAAACAUCCAAUUGUUUUAGCAUUUACUGAUAAAGUAGAUUUAGAUGCCAACAAGCUGAUGGUACUAUUUCAAUUAUAUUUCUUUGCACAUAUGACGGCAAGUGUUUUAGCAUUUUACGGCGCGUUUAAAGGUAUUCUUAAAAAGUACUUCCUUUUGCCGUUGAUCUUUUUUGAAUUCUGUCGCGUUAUCUAUUGUCUGGCUUGUCAUAUUUUACUUAUGACAGUUUCUAAAAGUCGUCUAAAUCUUGGUAUGUUAAUAACCACCACAUUGGCUGGAGGUUUCCUAAUACUUUUUCUUGGCUACAAUUGGGCCACCUGUGUGGCUUUAUAUCAAAUCAUCACCCUUAUUAAUAGUGAACGUUAUAAGGCCUUAUAUGGAGAUGAUCCCUUCAAGCCGCUAAUACCCAAAACCUAUAAUCCUAUGGUUACCGAAAAUGUCCAUGUUCUAAUAACACCCAAUAGUCAUGAUAUUGAUGAACAGAAAAAACGUAAUGCUUUAUUAAAUGCCGCUAACCGAAACGUCAACAACCCGCAACCCAUAAUUUCGGUGUUGCCAAUAGAUUAUUUGGAAAAUAAUUUAAAUUCCAAUAGGAAUAAUGUAAAAUGGAAAGAAAGUCAAUGGCCUACUACUACGGUGCAAACACCACCAGAAUCACAACGUUAUCCGCCGCCCACAGGUUAUAAUACCUCUCAAAGACGUAAUGAAAAUAGCUUCAAAGUUAAUUAUAAUAAUUGGCAAUGGUCGGAAUUGGCACCGGCGGUAUCAGCUAGAAAUAAGAAAAAUAUUUAUAUGGGUUCAAGAUGGAAUUAUUAAAGAGAGAGAGAGAGA
Messenger RNA from Lucilia sericata (common green bottle fly), 1171 nucleotides. RefSeq lists its product as uncharacterized. NCBI's taxonomy places the organism in Eukaryota, Metazoa, Arthropoda, Insecta, Diptera, Calliphoridae. The record is from RefSeq and is a predicted model, not a curated record.